GAUGCGCACUUAAACCAGAUGGCCCCACCAGCAGGUUUCCCCUGGCACUAAACUGUUUCCCCCCUCGCUGGAUUUCCUCUCUCUCUCUUUCUCUCUCUGGUAUUGGUACAAAAAUCCUGUCUUUUUUGGUUUUAGAUGAAGAAUGGGCUGCGCAAUAUCGGGUCUUGCAGAGAGAUCAGAGUAUGCAGAGAGGAGCAGAGAUGCUGCUGCUGCUGCUGCUGCUGCUGCUCAGCAUCCCAACGAGCAGCACAUCCAGAUGAUCAAGGAUUCAUGGAAAGUUAUCCGCGACGAUAUAGCAAAAGUUGGGAUUAUUAUGUUCGUCAGGUUGUUUGAGACCCAUCCCGAAUGCAAGGAUGUUUUCUUCCUUUUCCGAGACGUGGAGGACCUGGAGAGGUUGAGGACGAGCCGGGAGCUCAGGGCACACGGCCUGCGGGUGAUGUCGUUUAUUGAGAAAAGCGUGGCCAGACUGGACCAGCCAGAGAGACUGGAAGCUCUGGCGGUGGAGCUGGGAAAAAGCCAUUAUCAUUACAACGCUUCGCCCAAGUACUACAGUUAUGUGGGAGCAGAGUUCAUCUGUGCCGUACAGCCCAUCCUGAAGGAGAAGUGGACCCCCGAGCUGGAGGAGGCGUGGAAAGCCAUGUUCCAGUACGUGACCGGCCUGAUGAAGCAGGGAUACCAGGAGGAAAGUUCCCGCCAGCGUCACCUCACAGCAUCCCCCAAGGACAGACUGGACAAGAGGAGCACGGCGCUAUGAGACGGACUACCACAGACUGUUUUUAAUCAACGCCGCAUAUCUAUGUGUAUAUGUACAUAGGCAGGACUUACCGUCUUGUUUUCUACACUUCCCACCUUCAGUCAUUAUUUGCUACUUUAUUAGACUGCAUAAAGAAAACAUGCUGCCAUUCUUAACAAAGCACUUUAUUUCUGAACUUAAAUUCUGUUGCAGUGAAGAGACGAUAGAAAAAAAACACUCCAACUGUAGUUAAACCUGCCAUAUAAGUGCGGUAAACAAAAACUACUUUAUUGGACUUACAACCUCUUCUUUUUUGUGUCUGUAUUUAUAAGUCUUUAUACCACCUUUCAGAAAAGGUGACUUUGAACUUAACCAGAAACUAAAGCUAUACAUUUGAUUUAAUGUUUAAGACUUGGCUUGAGUACAUAAUUCCAAAACGGGGCCAAUUAUAUUUAUCCUUACAAGGUGAACAUAAAAUAGAUCCAAAGACUCAAAACCCAAUGAGUGAGUUUCAACAAAAACGCACCAGUAACAUCGGCUUUUUCUGUGUCUAAGCACCCACGUUAGAAAUUUAAAACAAUGGAGGAUUGAGAAAAAAAGAAAAAUCAUAAAUAGGAACUAAAAAUAAAUGAUAAGCUGUUAAUCAAUGGGCUCCUUGGACAUGGCUCCAGAGGUGGCACAACUGUUCUGAAGCAAAAAUGUUGGAGAUUCAUUAGAAUUUGAUUGCUUCUCAUGAUACAAGAAAUCCUCAGGUAGUCACUCCUAAUCACCGAUGGCACCGGGCAGCCGGGGAUGAGACGUCACCAGACAAUGGCAUUAUAUCUACACAGUCACCAGGUAAAUGAACAGUGGUCGUGAGGCCUCAGAUUAAUGGAAAGAGAGCCGAGUGGGGCUGCAGAUCAGGCCGUGCCCUCAACCAGUCCCCUCGGAUCGACGAGGACUGUUUAGGUGCCCAGAGUUAGGUUAAAGAGUCUGUUGCUCAUUGGGUGGCUUUUGUUUUCUUGCUCUUGCUUUUCUUGUCUUUUUUCUUUAGACCAUCCAUGUGAGCUCUAAGGAGGUUGGAAUAUGCCUGGAAAAGAAAUGGCAAAAUGAUUAAAGAUACAGAAAUAAGAGGAU
Cololabis saira (Pacific saury) is the source of this 1849-nucleotide messenger RNA. RefSeq names its product x globin (gene xgb). Gene Ontology annotation, molecular function: oxygen binding; heme binding. Bases 143 to 754 code for a protein of 203 amino acids. Lineage: Eukaryota; Metazoa; Chordata; Actinopteri; Beloniformes; Belonidae. The transcript is spliced from 5 exons. The record is from RefSeq and is a predicted model, not a curated record.